Molecule: messenger RNA, 1807 nt
Organism: Penicillium brasilianum
Lineage: Eukaryota; Fungi; Ascomycota; Eurotiomycetes; Eurotiales; Aspergillaceae
Source: the annotation of a GenBank genome assembly
CCGAGAAAGAGUUGGGAGCCUGAGGCACCCAAUUUCGAGUGGCCCCGACCGGAGUCGCUGCAACUGCCAUGUGAGUCACCCGGAACGGAGAAAUGUAUCUCCUUGAUAGCUUUGUAGGGUUAGGGCUGGAGGGGCACGAUCACGUGUAGAUACCGGAAUAUUGUUUUCUCCGGAAGGCGGGAUUCGAUACUUUCCAGGUCUUGGCGCUGAGUGGCCGAGUGUGCGAUGAAAUUCACUAGUCAAAGAAAGUGAGGUUGACGAGAUUGACCCCCUCCGGUAUACCCGCCUUCUUCGAACCCCUCCUUCCUACGCCGAUCCACCUCGAAUUUCCUCUCCUUCGGUUCGAAUACUCCUGUCGCACCCUCCCAAAAUGCGGCCUAUUCUGUUGUCAGGCCAUGAACGGUCCCUGACCCAAAUCAAGUUCAACAAGGAUGGCGACCUCCUCUUCUCGACUUCCAAGGAUAAGGUUGUGUGCGCGUGGUGGUCCGCCAACGGCGAGCGACUGGGAACAUACUCUGGUCACCAGGGUGCUGUCUGGACUGUCGACGUUAGCCCCAACACCGUCCUCCUCGCUACCGGUUCCGCAGACAACACCGUUCGGCUAUGGAACAUCAAGACUGGAGAGUGUGUGAAGACCUGGGAUUUCCCGACGGCCGUUAAGCGGGUGGCCUUUUCGCCCGACGGAUCGAAGCUGUUGGCUGUGACGGAGAAGCGUAUGGGUUUCCUCGGUACAAUCGCGGUUUUCGAUAUUGCCUACGGUGACGGCGAGCUCAACAACUUGAACGAUCAGGCUGAGGAGCCUAGCUUGCGCAUCACUUGCAACGAGAGCAAGGCUACCGUGGCGGGGUGGAGUUAUCUGAGCAAGUACAUCAUCGCUGGACACGAGGAUGGCAGCGUCAGCCAAUACGACCCCAAGACUGGUGACCAGCUUGAGAACGUCCAAGCCCACGAGUUCGACCACCAGAUCAACGAUCUCCAAUUCUCUCCCGACCGCACCUACUUCAUCACCGCCUCUAAAGACAAGUCUGCCAAGCUCAUGGCUGCCAGCAACCUCGCUAUCCUCAAGACCUACGUCGCCGAUACCCCCCUCAACUCUGCUUCCAUUACCCCUAAGAAGGACUACGUUAUCCUCGGUGGUGGUCAGGCCGCUAUGGAUGUCACAACCACCUCUGCCCGUCAGGGUAAGUUCGAGGCCCGCUUCUAUCACAAGGUCUUCGAAGACGAGAUCGGCCGUGUCCGUGGCCACUUCGGUCCCCUCAACACCAUCGACGUGCACCCCGCCGGUACCGCAUAUGCCUCCGGUGGUGAGGACGGUUACGUCCGUAUUCACCACUUCGACAAGCCCUACUUCGAUUUCAUGUACGAGGUUGAGCGGGAGCAGCUGCGGAAGUAAGCGAAAGAUUGGCUGGAGAGAUGAAAGGAAAUAUAAAUUCGGAGAGGAAAAAAGGAAAAACAUGAUUGAACAUCUCCUCAAUCAUUGCGCUGUCUGUCUGAAUGUGUUUUUACGAUGCGAACAAGAGACUCGGGGGCAGCUUUUUCUGUGCUUUGCUCCCCCGAGUCCGGCAUACGGAAUGAGAUGAUGACCCCUCCUCAAGGCACGGUUUCUCAUUUCAUUACUUGAUUACAUGAUCAACCGGAGUUGGUACCCCCCUUUGUUAUUGAUUUGGUUUCUAAUAAAAGAUGGCAUGCUUCACAUUCUGGGUUUUCUCGGGGUAGCUUUCGUUCCUCCUCUGCUGGCGUGGCCAGCUGGGGGAAAUGCAUAUCGCGAAAUAGACAAUAUGAAGUUUUGCAAAACGUUCAAUCUGGA